Molecule: messenger RNA, 1788 nt
Organism: Necator americanus (New World hookworm)
Lineage: Eukaryota; Metazoa; Nematoda; Chromadorea; Rhabditida; Ancylostomatidae
Exons: 12
Coding region: 1-1788 (595 amino acids)
Source: RefSeq, a predicted model, not a curated record
AUGAGCGCGCCAAAUUUGAUUCGAGUUUGUGUGUGUGUGUGGCCCCCGACCAAAACGAUCAGCACCUUCCGGCAACCCGCGCUCCGCCCCCGCAUAACUUACGAUCUUUCGCGUAAGAUGUUUCGGGAAGAGGAUGUGCAAAUGUCGAGUUUACCAGUAAUUACCACCGCCGGAUUUAAUGGUCUGAUCAAUCCAGCUAGUAUUCUCAAUGGUGCCCGAGAGAGCAACGACGCUGGCGAUACAGAUAGACAGUGCUCGACUGACAGGUCGAUCUCGGCCACUCCCUCACAGAGCGGAGACGAUCAGCACCAGGAUUUGGACGAUGAUCCGAUGAGUGGGAUGAUGGUAAAUGGAUCCACCGUCGACUCCACCUCACAGCAACAGGUCACGCCUCUGUCAUUGUCACAGGAAGUGGCGGAACUGAAGAACAACUUUGUUUACAUAUCCCAUCAGAUGACUCGAAUUAUGCGUUCGUUGCAUGUGACGCCAUGCAUGUGCGACACAUGUGGUCCAAAGCACAACUCGAUGAACGACACUCGGCCGAAGGAAGAGGUGUCGCAUGUGCUGUCUGCGAUUUUUCCCGGGGCGACUCCACAGCAGUUGUCAGGCUUAGCUGAUUUGACAAAGUUGAACCGAACUCCCGUUCCACCACCGCAACGGAUGGGAGCUGGAUACGCCGGUCAUCCUGGUGGCGGAAAGCUCACUGCUGCACCUGCAGACAGAAGAGUUGUAGCCGAAUACGCUAGAGCGUACGGUGGCGCAGCUGCAGCGAAACGAUUCGGCAUUCCACCACCUGUUUCUACUUACUAUCAAAAGAAAGAUGGAAAUACGAUACUUGCUGGCGCCGUAACCGCAUCACCUGGACCAUCAUCGGAAGGAGAAGCUGAAGUUGUAGCUCAAGUUCAGUGUAAUCCAGACAAUAAUAUUCCUACUCCAUCUCAACUGAAUCCUGCCUCACUCCCUAGCAUCAAUAAUCCCAUGUCUGUACUUCAACAGCCUCCCACUCCAAGCGCUCUACCUUCCUCACAACCUCAAGCAGCUGUAGCGGCAACAGCUUCCGCACCACCACCUGGCCAAGCCGCUUCAGGAAUGUUCACGCCAGCUAUGGUGGACAUGAUACGAAUGAACGCAGCCCAUGCGACGGGAUCUCCUGGUUUCUUGCGAGGACGAGGACGAGGACGACCGAAAUUGAUUGGUGAUGAAUUGGACGCUGAUCUUGUGGAUUACAUGGUUACGGUUAAACAAGCUGAUCCACACGGUCAUUUGACUGCAUCACAAGCGCUCAUCAUUGCUAAACAAUACAUCCUUGAGAAGGCACCAGGGCUACUGGAGGAACACGGAGGCCACGUAAAACUGAAGCUUACCUGGGCGAUGAAGCUGGUGUCAAGAAUUGCUGAGAGGCAAAAAGAAAUGGAGCUAGGCUUGCCCGCUGGCAGUCUUUCGAAUAUGGGCCGACAUCAGCUGAAUAGUCUAAACAAUUCGUUAACUGGCGGUGGAUUUAUGGCAGACAUGAUGACUCAGAAUAUUCUAAGUCAUCAUAUGAUGAUGAACAUGAACUCACAGAUUAAACAGGAACCGCCUGCUGUUGGUGCCGUAACGGAAGAACCGAAGGAGGAAAUGCAACCGACAGUUGGUGCUCCAGAAAUCCUUAGCAUCAAAGAGCUGAAUUUGCCAUUCCUCAACAGCCUUUUCGGAUGUUCAGAUGAGAAUUCCGGGGUAAUUGAGGGUGAACUACCUGCAGAUAAUGAUCAGGAAAUGAACCUCACCGGCACGGCCACCUCGAAUUGA